Molecule: messenger RNA, 1749 nt
Organism: Penicillium waksmanii
Lineage: Eukaryota; Fungi; Ascomycota; Eurotiomycetes; Eurotiales; Aspergillaceae
Exons: 5
Coding region: 1-1749 (582 amino acids)
Biological process (GO): transmembrane transport
Molecular function (GO): transmembrane transporter activity
Source: RefSeq, a predicted model, not a curated record
AUGGAUGAAUCAGAUUCCCAAUUGCCGCCUCAAGUGCCUCCCCAGGUGCCAACGCAGAGAAUUCGCCAUUCUCGUGUCGGAUCUACUGGUCAAGUUCUACACAGAUCUUCUACCACGAGCACGCUUCAUCAUAAUUCAUUCAAAGAUUCCUUCUUUUCUAGAUUUCACUCUUUCUUCCAUCGGGAUUCGCAUAUUGGGCAUGUCGGGCAGCAUCCCCUGCGAGACAAGGAAAAUGUCGAGAUCCAUACUUGGGAUGGUCCCAAUGACCCCGACAAUCCUUUCAAUUGGAGCAAGACAUAUAAAUGGGUGCUGACCAUCACGAUCUGUUUCAUCUCCAUUUUGACAGGUCUACCAGCUGGGUCAUAUGGCGCCGGAAAUAAAUACAUGGCAGAGCGAUUUCAUGUACAGAAUGAGCCCUUCCCUAAUUUGGCCUGGGCUACUACAUCUUGGAAUAUGGGGGCGGCGUUUUGGCCUCUGAUCUUCGUCCCGCUCACAGAGUCAUCUGGGCGCAUGCCGGGGUACUUUGUAUCCUACUUUCUCCUGGUGGUAUCGCUAUUCCCAUCGGCGUUUGCGCAGAAUUUUGCCACGCUUGUUGUCACCCGCUUUUUCGGGGGUGGGGCCUCUUCCGUGUCGAUUAAUAUCGUGGGCGGAAGCAUCAGCGAUGUUUGGUAUGGCGAUAAGGCCCGGAGCUUGCCAAUGUCGUUGUUCGGCUUCACGAGUGUGGUUGGAAUCGCUCUUGGGCCAUUUGUCGGUUCGGCUAUUCAACAGAUCCAUAAGAAUGAUCCCUGGAGAUGGAUAUUCUACAUUCAAAUCAUCUACAAUGCAGCGUUGAUCCCGGUCUUUUACCUUAUCCUCCGCGAAACCCGAGCUGAUGUCAUCCUACGAAAACGCGCGAAGAAACUCCGCUGGGAGACUGGCCGACCAAUCUACUCAGAAUCUGAACUUAAUACCACUAGUUUGUUAAAGCUAGUGCAAGUUUCGUUUGAACGACCCACGCGAAUGCUUUUAACCGAGCCUGUUGUCAUAUUUUUCACAUUAUGGGUCAGCUUUGCAUGGGGAAUUCUGUUCCUUUUCUUUUCUAGCGUGAGUCAGACGUUCAGUCACAAUUAUGGAUGGGGCACGUUUACUACCGGUCUCGUCCAACUUGCGAUUUCCGUAGGGGCUGUGAUCGGUACCGUGGUAAAUCCCCUUCAAGAUUGGAUCUAUCUCAGCUCUGCGAAGCGCAACCGCGACAAUCCUGGUAGGCCGAUCCCAGAGGCUCGUCUGUACACGUCGAUUCCAGGAAGUCUUCUCUUCGCAGGGGGGUUGUUUUGGUACGGUUGGGGCAGCGUGGGCAACGGCUCAAUUCAUUGGAUUGUUCCCACUCUAGGAAUUGGCUGCACCGGGGUGGGAAUCUAUUCGAUCUAUAUGGCCGUGGUCAACUAUCUCACUGACGCGUAUGAGAAAUACGCGGCAUCAGCAUUGUCGGCCGCCUCAUUAGGUCGCAAUACCUUUGGCGCCUUCCUUCCACUCGCCUCCUAUCAGCUUUUCGAGACUCUCGGUUAUGGAUGGGCAGGCUCGCUAUUGGGAUUCGUCGGCGUGGCUCUCUCAGUCGUUCCUGUAGUCCUAGUUCUUAAGGGACCUGAAAUCAGACGCCGCAGCCCAUUCAUGAGGGAGUCCAUGUUUGACCCAGAACACUUGGAGGACAGUGCCAGUCUGGAGGUGGCCAGUUCCGAGGUGGAUCAGAAGCCGGAGGAGGUGGAAGUGUGA